UUUCUUAAAUUAGUCUCUAUCCAAUCGAGCACUCACUCGCAUCGUAUUCGAAUCGAACAACAGACAUUCGCCAGAAUAACAUUGGCUUUGUUCUGUUCUGACUCAUCAAAGUGAUUUCUAAAUAAUUUUAAGUUGUUUCUAUAAGAAAAAUAAUAAUAUAAUAUAAUAAUAACAAUAAAAGUGCAAACAUGUCCGUAGUCCAAAUGACCACAGAACAACUUCAACAGUUGAUAGAAGCAGUACGAGUUGCAGCUGUAGCUGGUAAUCCCGCAGCUGCUGCAGCACCAGUAGCCGCACCAUCAAAGGGAAGCUUCACCAAUUGCAGUUCCCGUUUUGGGGGACAACGAGACCACGAUGCCGUCGAGGAGUUCAUCACCUCAAUGGAAACCUACAAAGAAAUUGAGCACAUUAACGAUGAAGACGCAUUGCGUGGUAUUUCCUUGCUGUUCUACGGCCUUGCUUCGACAUGGUGGCAAGGUGUGAAAAGAGAGGCAAAGACCUGGAAUGACGCCAUCGAACUCAUUCGCAGCCAUUUCUCACCAACCAAACCAGCAUACCAGAUCUACAUGGAGAUAUUUCAGUCGAGCCAAGAAGCUGGCACCGCUAUAGACACUUUUGUGUGCCAAAAAAGGGCGUUGUUAGCACAAUUGCCUGAAGGCCGCCACAACGAAGACACUGAGAUUGAUCUUAUUUAUGGAUUGUUACAUCUGAACUAUCGCAAACACAUUCCGCGUCAUGAUGUCAAGACAUUCAGAGAUCUGCUGGAGAAGGGUAGAGUUAUUGAGCAUAAUAACACCGAAGCUUACGAGGCUCCAGGACCAAAGCCAUCAACAGAAAGAGGAAGCGGUGGCGGUGGUAAGCGUUGUUCUCAUUGCAACUACAGAGGACACACUGUCGAAAACUGCCGCAAGAAGAGACAAGAAGAUUAAAGGUCAUCGAUUCUAGGUAUAACAUAAUAACAAUGUAGGUUAAGUUAUUGUACUGUAUUAUACAACUAUUUGCACUCACACUUGGCUUUUCAAAGUGACGUCUUAGAAGACCAGUUCGUUAGGGUUUUGAAGUGUUUUCCAGCUGCCAUUUUGGUAACUGAAAAAUGUUUUAAAAGCCUUGUGAUCUGAGUGUUUUCGAGGAAUCAUUUUGAUUUCGCCAAAAAAACUCUUAAUUAAUAAUCUGGCACAUUAACGCCAGUUUCGCGCUACGCCUUAUCAAGGAUAGCCAACAAUCUAGAUUAUGUUUCUUUUUUGAAACUUAAAGAACUUUUUAGACAACUCGCCGAAAGGCAAAAUGAAUUCCGAGUACUGAGUGGAAUCUACAGAGAGAAAGGUUUCAAGCUAUGAGCUUUUCAGAGAAUAACAGUUCGUGUGGAACUUAUAGUGAAGUUUACAAGAAGAAUGGAAUCAGUACUUUGGUAUUGAUUUCUUUCAAUCUUUUUACUUCAUUAUUUGGGCCUUAUGACAUUUAUUCUAAGCUUUGUUUAUAGUUUUGCAAUAAAUAAUUGCAUAUGUAGCUAUAGCGAUAUGGUUACAUAUAUAAUUAUUUAUUAUUGAAGCCUUUCUCGAUGUAUUGACAUCUGCGAAGUACUCACCCCCGUUUGCACAUUCGAUUUCUAACUCAUCGACUCUUGAAGGGAGGCUAUUUGGCAUUUAUGUUGAUUAAUCUCGGUUUUUCAACAUUCAUCCCAGAUAUCCAUGCCUUAGAUUUGAGAGUUGCAUUUUGGGUGUACAAAAGGGAUCCGGGGACCUUGUCCCCAAACCCCCAUUACUUCGAGAAUUUCUCUAUUGUGUUGAGGUUGACAAAUGUUUAGGAUAUUUUAGUUUGGACGAGACAGAAACUUCUUAAGGUUGGUUUUUAGAGAGAAAAAUUUAGAUGGAGCUUGCUUUUUCUAGAUUGUUUUCUUUAAAAACUAUUCUUUUCGAAUGAUUUCUGUGGAAUCCGGCUAAGGGUCCUUUAGAUUUCUCACGUUCUCAAAAUGUAUUCGAGAAAUUCUCCAAGAAAUGAAAAAAAAACUUUUUAUGCUUUGCAUAAAACAAUCAAUCAAACAAACAACCAAUUAAAUAACAAUUUGAUACAAUUUUGAAUUUUUUUAAUUCGAAAUAAACUCUUUGCAACUUAAACAUUCGCCAAAAAUUGGCUUUGUUAACGACUAUUUUAGUCUUUAUAAUGAUAAAUGAUAAUGAUAAACAUUUUUCUGGCUUCAGACGCCAG
Molecule: messenger RNA, 2205 nt
Organism: Eupeodes corollae
Lineage: Eukaryota; Metazoa; Arthropoda; Insecta; Diptera; Syrphidae
Product: activity-regulated cytoskeleton associated protein 1-like
Exons: 1
Coding region: 189-929 (246 amino acids)
Source: RefSeq, a predicted model, not a curated record